Molecule: messenger RNA, 756 nt
Organism: Daldinia decipiens
Lineage: Eukaryota; Fungi; Ascomycota; Sordariomycetes; Xylariales; Hypoxylaceae
Exons: 2
Coding region: 1-756 (251 amino acids)
Molecular function (GO): protein binding
Source: RefSeq, a predicted model, not a curated record
AUGGUGAAGAUUCUGGUCGAGGCUGGAGCUGAUGUAGAAGCCAAAGACGAUGAUGGGUUUGCACCGGCCGAACUUGUACCUCACCGGAAUCGUAUAGUUAUACAACAGCUUCUACGCAAACCGCAAUAUCAUCCGUCUGGUAACAUCACCAUGUUCCCAGAUAUCGCGAACGGACAGCACAGAGAUAAAGGACAUGCAACCCCGGGAGGAAGCAUGGAUGCUGAACAAGAGACUGCCCUGAAGCCACUAUUCCCAAUCCGCAUCAACGGGAACCUUCUCGACCCUUCGGUGAAGCCAAAGGAGGACGCAUCCGAGACCAAUUACGUACUAAUCCAAACCGACGACAAAAAGCUCGGGACGUCAAAGAGACAGGACCUAGCCGAUGCCAAUCUCGUGCCCCUCAAGUACGUCUCGAUGAACACACGUCUUUUCAGCUAUCCAGACGUUAGCCUGGCCAAGAUUCGCCAACUGGCUCCGGUCCUCUAUGCAGAUAUAUACCGCAAGGAGCUCAAAGUCUCGCCUGUACUUGAAGGGUUGGAAGAUGAAGUCGAAGUGGAUGUCAUAUUCCAUAACGAUGUGAACUUGAGCUCCGAAGACCUCCAGACUCGGGUUGCAAAGGAAUCAGGUCUUGGCUUGCAGGACAUCAAGUUCAGCGGGAAAAAAGCACGAAUUACUGUACAGGGUACUCGUAUUGGCCGAAUUGCGGAAAUUGACGAAGUAUUCUGUAUAGAAGCAGCAAGUAUGACAGAACACUGA